This is a messenger RNA of Clonostachys solani, 480 nucleotides long. The record is from the annotation of a GenBank genome assembly. Lineage: Eukaryota; Fungi; Ascomycota; Sordariomycetes; Hypocreales; Bionectriaceae.
AUGUCCCUCCUUGAGCGUAUUCAACAAGCCCGCGCUCGCGAGGCUGCCCAGGCCGGCAGUCCUCCCUCAGAGUCGCAGCCCUCACGACUACCCUACUCGUCGUGGCUGGAACCGGCUCAAGAUGGACCUUUCACCAGAGAAACCUUUCUCGAACGGUGGCUCGCCAAUCUUGAGACACCAACCGAGUUGAAUCGCAGCCUGGCUGAGAAAAAGCAACAGCGCAAUGAGCUUUUCCGCUCACUACCGCCAACGCAGACGAUAGAAACCGCCACAGUAGUUAGACGCUGGACCACAGGAUGUUUGGUCGAGUCUCCAGACACAGACGAACUGCUGUGCGUGGGAGCCUUCGCAUCAAACAAACCAGAACGCCCCGUGACCACCGCCCUGAGCAUAUCACUAGAUGAUGAAGCUUCAAGGGGGGUGAAGUCUCCGGUCAAAGCUCCAGCCUCUUGCCCUCCCAGCGUCAAGGGCAAGCUGUGA